AUGUUUGAGGGCCCCAUUGUCAUUGACGGACGCGGCCACUUACUUGGUCGGCUGGCGGCUGUCGUAGCGAAAGAGCUCUUAAACGGACAACGGAUCAUAGUGGUUCGGUGUGAGGAGCUUGUGAUCUCCGGCCUUUUCAUCCGGAACAAGAACAAGUACCUCUUGUUCCUCCAGAAGCGUCACGCGUCGAACCCGACGCGAUGCGGUCCUUGGCAUUAUCGCGCGCCAUCAAAAAUAUUUUGGCGAACAGUACGAGGCAUGCUGCCGCAUAAGACGGCCCGCGGGGCACAGGCGCUUGCGCGCCUCGAGACCUUCGACGGCAUCCCACCGCCAUAUGAUAAGGCAAAGCGCCGCGUCGUGCCGUGUGCCCUGAGGAUACUGCGACUCCGACCAGAUCGCAAGUGGACCCGACUUGGACGCCUGAGUGCUGAAGUAGGUUGGAAGCGUGCAGCAAUCGUAGACAAGCUCGAAGAAAAGCGCAAAAAGUUGGCACAGGAACGGUACGAGCGACGCAAACAGGAGAAUAAACUCUUAGAAGAGGCUAAGGCACGCGCGGAAGCCAAAUUACCUGCGGAUUUGAAAGAGAUUCUCGUGUCAUGCGGCUAUGCAUAG
This is a messenger RNA of Cyanidioschyzon merolae strain 10D, 612 nucleotides long. Its product is annotated as 60S ribosomal protein L13A. The transcript has a single exon. The record is from RefSeq and is a predicted model, not a curated record. Lineage: Eukaryota; Rhodophyta; Bangiophyceae; Cyanidiales; Cyanidiaceae. Gene Ontology annotation, cellular component: cytosolic large ribosomal subunit; ribosome. Gene Ontology annotation, molecular function: structural constituent of ribosome; mRNA binding. The coding region runs from base 1 to 612 and encodes 203 amino acids. Gene Ontology annotation, biological process: negative regulation of translation; translation.